Eupeodes corollae is the source of this 9350-nucleotide messenger RNA. RefSeq lists its product as uncharacterized. The coding region runs from base 2737 to 4113 and encodes 458 amino acids. Lineage: Eukaryota; Metazoa; Arthropoda; Insecta; Diptera; Syrphidae. The record is from RefSeq and is a predicted model, not a curated record. Gene Ontology annotation, cellular component: neuron projection membrane. Gene Ontology annotation, biological process: synapse organization. The transcript has 9 exons.
CAACGUUAAGGCGGCACUAUAGGGCAAACCAUUUAUGUUUACCACACUUUAGUUGAUGGAAAAUGUUUAGUCUCCCGGAGACGUCCUGUACGAAAAGACGUUAGUAUUGUAAUUCUGUGUUUUAUUUUGACUUUUGUGGUGGCCUACAAAUGAAAAUAUAUCGUCGCGAGGUUGGUUCAUCCUUUUGCUUCUGGUUUUUACGAAAUUCGAUCGUAUAGAGCGUAGAGCCUUCUAAACACACACUUCCAUGAAUAUUAAUUAAAUAAGAAAGUUGCCUUUUGUGGGGCUUUUUGGUGAAAAAAAAAUAUUUUCAAAUAAAAUUUGAAUGUCAUUCAAGGGAUACUCACGGUGGUGUAAAAAAAAAUAAGUAUAAAAAAAGGAUAAUAUCCAAGGAUUGGGUUCUUUAAUUUAUUUGUUCAACAAAGUGAUGACAAGUGAAAGGCACUUUCAUAUUAUUAUGAUGAAUAACGCUCGUCCCCGCGUCACCGUCGCAUGAUGUCGGUAUAAAACAUAAAGUGCAGGAAAGAAUAUUCCUUAUUCCAUUCUUUCUUACAUAACGUUACGUCCUGAUUGUUGUUAGUAUAUCCCUGCCGUGCUGUGUAUUUUCUUACCACCACAUCAUAUCGUCUUAUAACCACAUACAGCACACACAUUCUUAUUCAACAUCAAGGAAGGAAAAUAAAGUGCACACAAAUCCUUAUUUCUGUUAAUAUACAUACGUACAUAGAAAAGAGAUAGGAAGGAUACCCCUUUUAGUUUUUUGGGGCGGAUGACAAUCAUAUAAUUUUCUUAUCCUUCUUGAUGGGCUCAAGGAAAAAUAUGAUGUGACUCCCAUUCCCAUCACAUUCCCAUCAGUUGUUGUAUUGUUCUGCCUAUGUUUUCCUUGAAAGGAUAUUAAUUGCCUUAAUUAAGUGAAACAAAAAAAGGAAGAAAAAUGAAAAACCUUGUGCGUGAGAUAAUUUUUUAAUUGUGCUAUAAAGUUACACCGACGCAAAUAAUGCAAAUAAAAGAGAAAGGAAUGUAUAAUAAAAAAUUAUAAUGACCAGUGAAAAAUUGUAGGAUAUUUGAGUGCAGAUGAAGUAAUAAGGGAGAGUUAUUAUCCUGCCCCAAAUUAAUAUAUCCUGUAAAGAAAAAAAAAAUAAUUAAUAAACAAGAGGAGUAUUUUCUUUUGUUUUCCUUUGUGAUGUUGUGCUCCUUCAUAACGGGUGUCAAGUGCAAAAGUGAAGUAGGUAAUUAGAUACCAAUUUGAAUUGUUGGUUUUUGUGAAAUAUUUAUUUAUAUUUUUUUCUGUUUGUAACUAAAAUAUAUAUGUAUGGAUUAUUAUAAAAAAAAAAACAAAAAUCUUCUCAAAAAGCGUUCAUAUUAAAGCUGAGAGCAGAACGAGGAUUACUUUAUUCGAGAAGGAGAGAAGGGUAACAUCUGGCCAGAUGGUUUUCCAUUGAUAUGAAUAUAACGAAUACGCAUCAAAAACUGGCAGCCGUCAUCACACAAAGCAAAGAAAAACCUUGUACCGAACAGAAAUAAAGCAAAAUAAUCAUUCAACCAUAAAAAAAGUGUGUUGAGAUCCCCAAACGAAGCCAAAGUGAAUAAUCACAGCAAAGAUUCGACUACAAACAGGAGUCAAAUUUAAUUUCAUCCGCAUUGCGACAUCACACACAUGCUCGUGCAUUCAUACCGAACUCAUACUCUUUCAUAUACAACAAAACCAUACCAAGAAGGAUUUCCACAAUAAAUAGAUAGAUAUAGAUACAGAUACAGAUACAGAUACACCUACCGAUUGUUCCUAUGGGCCAAAUAACUCAUAUUAACUGGCUUAAUUCGUCUGCACUUGAAAAGGAGGAGGCUUUUUCAAUGUAAAUAGAAAAAAAAAGAAAAACGGAAAGCGGAAAACCCGAAGAAGCAGAAAAUCAUGUACUUCUAUGAUUUCCCAGUGCACAGCAUCUUUUUCCUUUGCAACGCAACGAACAAACGAACGAGCGAUUAAAUUUAUCACAAUAAGCAGGCUUUUAGGAGAAAAAAUAUGAUACUCAAGUGUAAACAUGGCAUAAGACUCGAAAGACCAAGGAUAAGGGAAAUUGCUAUGCAAAAGUUGACAAAGAAAAUCAAGGAGGAGUUCUUGCUCUAGAAACGAAACAAAAAUAAAAAAUACAAAACAAAAAAUAGAAAACAGAAAACUGAAGAAAAAAACAUAAAAGAACAAAAGAUUCUAAAGAACUUUUAAGUCACAAGAGACGACACCACCACAGACUAUAUGCAUAAGGAUUCAAUGAAAACGGAAUGGUUCAUUAAAUGCUUUUUCCACGACUAAGUUUGCAUUUAAUUCCCAUCAGCCAUCAUCACAAUCAGCCAUCAAACUCCUUCUGUUUCGUUUAAUUGUUUAUUUCAUUGCGCUUUUUUGAUUCACUAUUGUUGAUCUUUGAUUUUCUACUUCCGCCAACGCUAACGCCGCCGCAGCAUUAAAAGAACAUUGCAAGCAAUUGACGCACAGUUGAUGCUCUUGCACUGCUUCAACCCUAAUAUUGGUGAAUUCUUUGAGCUGCUUUACCACUUACCGUAAAAAGCUUCGAACAAUAAAGAAAUUAAAUACAAGAACAAAAUAAAGAGAAAACAACCAACACAACCAAAGUGUGAAUAAGAUAGUGAGUGGUUUGUUCCUUGCAUUUCCUCCUUCGUCUUCGUUUUUGUCAUAUUGAAAAAUCCAUUGACUCAACGAAGAGCCAAAAGUCAACACCAUCGAUGUUCAAUUCAAUAGUUGAUAGAAAUAGAAGAAGACAUCAUCAUCACCGAUACAAUUCAAUACGAAUACGAUUACCAAGACCUAGACCAAUAGCGAUACCGAUUCCGAUAACGAUACCAAUACCACUCUACAGCAAGAGGAGGAGAAUAAGGAUCAAUAUAAUGGACUCAGUUGUGAUGCAAUCGAAAUGUUUAUGGAGCUUUCUACUGAUUAUUUCUUUUAUGUGCAAUGGGACAUUUUCAGAUAUGGGUAAAAUCUCAUCAGCGAGCAUACAAAAUCACUUCAGCACCUCGACACAAUCACAUUUCUCAACAAAAAAUAAUACCCGGGUCAUAGCACAAAAAGGUGGCCUGGCAAUUUUACCAUGUGUGGUUAAAUUAAAUUCACCAGCGACUGUAUCCUGGAUACGACGAAAAGAUUUUCAAUUGCUCACAGUUGGCCUGUCAACCCAUAGCAGUGAUAAACGUUUUUUAGUUGAACACACCCGCCAUAUGGGUCACUGGUCGUUACGCAUCAAAUCGGUCCGUGAGGACGACCGAGGAUUCUACGAGUGCCAAUUAUCUAUUUAUCCAACACAAUCGAUAUUCAUCGAGCUGAAAGUAGUGGAAGCCGUUGCUGAAAUCACUGGAGCACCUGAUUUACACAUAGACGAGGGUUCAGCACUACGUUUGGAAUGCAAAUUAAAACGUGCCACAGAAAACCCAUCGUUUGUUUUUUGGUACCAUGACAAUAAAAUGGUGAACUAUGAUUCACAAGAUGGUUUUUCAGUGACAUCAACAACCGUUAAUAUGCCAGCUUCAGAAGGUGGUAAUAGCAACCACAGAGAUCGUAGCCAUACAAGUACUAGUAGCAGUAGCAGUAGCAGUACGAGUAGCAGCGGCAGUGGCAGCAGCAGUAGUAGUAACAGUUUAAGCAGUAAUAGCAGCCAUGGUCAUGGGAAUAGUGGGCAUAUGUCUUCGUUAGCUUCACAACAUCAAUCGUCUUAUUUACAAGCGCCUUCGACAAGUGUGCUAACAAUACAGGAAGUGCAUUUCCAUCAUGCGGGCAAUUAUACGUGUGCACCGUCAAAUGCGAGGCCAGCCAGUAUAACUGUUCAUGUCCUUAGAGGAGAAAAACCCGCUGCAAUGCAACAUGCCAACCGAAGUAUGGCGGAAGGAGAAGGUGGCAUCAAUAGCAGUGGCGUGAGUAGCAGCAGUAGCAGCAUAAGCGUUUCUGCCGGAGCAAGCACCAGCAAAGCCAAUAGUCAUCCUAUGCUCAAUCGCAUUUUCCGUUUGAGUGCAAUGGUCGAGUUCUUAUGCCAUCGGAAAGGAUCAUUGGCGUGGCUUCUAACGACAAUGUUUAACUUAAUGGGUAGCCUGCAUCGAAUCGAUAGAUGAAAUUUCUCCAAUAAUGCCCAUCACAGACUGUUACGUAUAUAAAAUAAUAAUAUGGACUAAAGAGUAAGGAUUUGAGCAAAAGAAUACACACACAAAAAAAAAGCAACCAGCAAGAAAUUUAUAUAAAACAAAAAUAGAAAAAGGAAAAGGAAAAACAAACAAAAACGGAAACGGAAACGGAAAACAAAUAAUAAAAAUAUAAGGUAAGAAAGGAUAACAAUAAGUCUAUAGUUUGUUUAGUUUUUAGUUUUUAGUUUAUUUUUUAUUAUUUUAAUUCAAUUUAUUUUGUUUUUAUUUUUAUUUUUCUUAACACAACCAAUUCACACUUAAGACUUGAAAACAAAUUAUAUAGCAUUUAAGGCAAUUGGGAAUUAGGGUAGAGAAAUAUAAAUUAAAAUGUUUUUCUUAUUUUUAGCAGUUUUGUAGACUACCUACCUUCCGAGACCUUAGUAACUUCCGUUUUGGUCUGAAGUCCUACUUUUUGUUAGGGAAAAUUAAUACCAAGACUUGGCUUGAAUUUAGUUGUAUUUUGUCCAGUUUCUUCAAAAAUUUCUGGAAUUAAUUUAAAACUCAAUUUAAUAACUUGUGGUUCAUCUUUGAAACAUGGUUUUAAUAAUAUUGAGAACUCGAUAAUUUAUUGACUUUAAAUCAACUGAUUACAAUUUAUUUAUGAGGUUUUAAGGACUUUAGAUUUCGGUUUAAUGAAACAAAAUUCUUAUGAAUAACCUACACGUUUAAGAGUAAGAGGUUUAAUGUUUCGACAUUGAUUUCUUUAAUUUAUUAAAUGAAGUUUUCAAUUUUAAUCAAUGUUCUUAAAUCUGUUGCACCAAUGCACAGUAUGAACGUUUUAUUUCCAAUAUGAUCUUGGUUGCUUUUUUUUCAUUUGGUUUUCAUAUAUUUUCAAUAGACUGCUCGGCUCAAUGUGACUAAACUUGUGGCCAAUGGCGUAUCGAGGUCUUUGGGGUCAUGCCCAAUGGAAGAUUAUUUUUUUAAUUUUUGUAGGAAUUCCCUUUCAUUCAAAACUUAUCUUGUUGCUAUAAUUGACAUCACCCCCCUGGUAUUCUUGAUAAUUUUUUUUUUGUAUUUGUUGCUAAAACUUUUAACUGAGGACUUGGCCAAGAAAAUAAUAUAAAUUGGAAAUCUAGCCCUAUUCCAAUAGCACAAAUUCAUCAACUUUUCACUAAGGGACGAUCCAGGGGGGGUCAUGUUUUAUAUAGUUAAGUUUUAUUCAUAAAGAUUUAAUUUAAACCUUUGUUAUUAAUUUAACGAUAUUCACCAAAACUUCUUUAAGGUGUUGGUGGUUUUUAUUUUCAAAAUUGAUUUAUUCUAUUGAAUAAAAGAACUUUUAAGAUCUUCAAAAAAUCUACUUUUUACAGUGAAUUUGCUUUUGGAUGCUCUAAAAGUCAGAUUGAAACAUGAAUUUCAAAAAUAUCAAUGUCCCAAAAGCACCAAAAGUCACACAUAAUGAACUUUUCAUAUCUAAAUGUAAAAGCUUUGAAUCUCUCAAGAACUGAAGUGAAAAGAGAUUCUGCAACGUUGAAUUUGUGAAUGACAUACUAAAGUUUCUUCUCAACUUAUUUGUUUAUCUUAAUUUGUUUUUAUUUAAUUUUAAGAAGAUUUAUGUACUUAAAUUUACCUAUUAACUUAAAUUCAACAACCCCACAUUUUUCUCUCUAUACGAUUUGUAUGUUUCUUAAAAAUGGAAGUAUUUUCAAAAGCUUCACGCAAAACAGCAAUUUUUAAGAAUGUGUCCUUUAGCAAUAACUCGAAUAAACGAGUAAACAGAUUCAUGACGAUAGUAAUAAUAGACUCCCGAAAAUUGACUCCAAAUACAAUACAUUCUUUUUAUUUUCCAACGAAAAAGAUAACAUAUUUCUGGAAAACUUUCUUAUUUUCUUUGUUUUUGCAACUAUAUUUUUGUAGCGUUUUCACAUUUAUAGAAAUGUCAACAAGGACAGAAUAAGUUAUUUUUUGGAGAAAGCUACGUUUUAACAUAAUUUCUCCAAGAAAUGCACUAAAAAACCAGCUCUACACUAUUGUAAUUUCGCUCUUAAAUAUGGCAUAUAUAGAAAACUUUUGAAAUCUUGGAAUGUUUUCAUAUGAAGAAAGUAGUCUAAAAUAAUAUAAAUAAAGUUAUCACUUUAGUCCUUGAAAUAUGGAAGUGUAUUGGUUAAGAUACACCUUACUCCUUAAGAGAACAUUAAAGAACAUUUUUAAGUGGUGCCCAAAAACUCAUCUUUAUGAUAAGUUUCUGACCCCCCUGAUCUCAUUCCGCCCUUGCCUGCGAUGUGUAUUUCAGGGACCUUAAAGCUGCCCAAAAACUUAAUGUUUUCGUCGUGUCGUUCCACAAUUUAAGUUAACGGGUGAGAGAAUUUUAGUCUUGGCUACUGUUAGGUUUCGAGUGAGUUACCCUAUUCAUACUCGGCGACAUAAUGUCACUUAGGCCUCGGUUAGUUUUAAAACAAAAAAAAUAUAUCUAAAGGAGCAAAUGUUUUUUUGAAAUCACAAAUAUCUAAACGUCCAGUUUGUCAAAAAUAAAGAAAUCUGAUGAUCGGUUGGCACCCGUAUUAUGUAAAUCCUUCGCUGUGGAAGAACAAUCAAGUUGUUGUUGUAGUAUUCAAAACCUACUAAAAAAUUGUCACAUUCAAAAUUCUUCUAGUACCAAAUUUAUUCCAAGAUUUCAUUUCAGCCAACUUAAGGGUCUAAUAAUACCUAAGUUCAAACUCAAACUGAGAUCUAACUACUAGUUCUAACGGUUUAAAAUUUGAUGAAGAAAAAAGGUAGAACUUUAUGGGCUUCUAAUUUGUCCAUAAAAAAAGAUGCAGGGGUUAGAACUUUGUCAAAAAUUGGCCAUGAGUGUCUUGAUUUAUUAUUACUUCAAGUAUCAGUCAAAUAUAUUUUUUUAAACUUGUCAAACCAUUCCAAACCCAUUUUGUUUUAUAGUGGUCGCCUUUGUUUCUUACAACUGAAUAUACCAUCCAAUUUUGAUUAGAAUACAUUUUACCGCCUUGAAAUCUACAACAAUAUUCAUGGACCUCUUUUUUUCUUUCCAAUUUAAUUCAAGAAUUAAUGUAUUGAAAUUUUUUUAUAAGGGAAUAGUUAUAACUGUCAGUAGUUUUCGUCAUUUAAAAUUUUGUUUUGGGAUUUAAAAGCUAUUAAGAGAUUCCAAUUUUUAAUGUUAACUAUUAAUGAUGAAGGUUAAAAGAUGUAGAUUUUUUUUUCUGAAAAGAAUACUUUAUUUAACCCAGAACUUUUCAUUUAGUUGAUUUUAAAAUGCUUAAUGGUAUCAUCUUCUCCAACGAGCAGCUUUUGUGUUGCCACGUAUCAGUUUUCCUUUCAAUGAACAACUUUAACCUCACAUUUUUUAUUUAAAUCAGAAAAUGAUAGAAUUCAAUCAGGAAAUUUGUGUCCAAUGACAGAAAUUCUUAAAUAAAAUGAAAUAACCAUCAUGUCAAACAAAAACUCUAAGGAUUGGUUUCAAUUAUGAAAACCAAUAAAAGCUGUAACUGGUCAUUAACUCAGCAAUUGCGAUGACUCUUUGAAUGCCCAAUGUUUCUUGUUUAGGCUUUCGGGAUCUAAUGGACGAUAGAAAUCUACAUUUAAUAGUUUUUGAUAUAUUUUAACUUGUUGAUUCGACUUAACUUGACAACUUUGGUAGCAGAAUUCAAGAAUGAUUUAAUAAUGGCAACUCUGUAACUCUUUUGUAUUAUUGAUUUCUAUUCUUCUACAGUCGCCUGGUUAUGGUUUCUUUUUGUCUGUCUUCUUUUUACUAGUCCAAAAAUACUUAGAACAGCUGAAGAAUUUGGCUUUAAUUUUUUUUUAAAUAGAGAAUUGACAGCAUCAUGUGUUAGUCAAAGACACUUUUUCUGCCUGUAUAAGGCUGUCAUCAACCCUCUCUCCCCAUAAAUAGCCACGCAAGCCAAAUCAACCAUGCCAAGACAAGCAGCAUUCAUUUAAACCUUGAAAGACAAUCUUUGUAUUGAUUCAAGCAAACUUACCCAGCCCAGGUGUAAAUUGAGCUAGAGCCUGAGCGAUUAAAAAACUGAUUUGCUAUACGUUCUACAGAAAAACAUCCAAUUAGUUUAACCAUUAGAAACCGUUGUGUUUGCAACGUGAAACGAAUAAAUAGCAUUUAAACAACAAUAGUGACAAAUUAACGGUGUUAAUUCUUUUCAAUUUUUGUUAAUAGAACCAUUAAACCCCUGCCAAACUCUUUCAAUACCAUCUCACGUUAAAUCUAUCAAGUCUUGCAUUUCACUUUUUUUAAUUUUAAUUAUUAUUUUCUUUUAAGUAUUUUUUUUUUUUUGAAUCUUAAGUUUGAUACAAAAACUUUUUUUUCUAUCUACUCAUUUUAUUUUUAAAUUUGUAUUUAUCAUUUGUUUUGCUUGAUUUUGUUUUCUCUACAAAUUUCUUACCAAUAUGUAAAUGUAUACUAACAAAAAUAAAGCUUGUAAUUAAAAAUUUAAAAAAAAAUAAAAUUAGAACUUAAAAAAAAUGUAUUGAAAGUUAUUUAACCUAUAAUUAAACAAUAAAUAAUGUAAACUAAAAGAUAAUAUUUAUUUUUAUAUCGACUUUUGUUACUAUAAAAAAAAUAAUAAUGUAUUUAACUCCUGUUUUUCUAUUAAAUCUCAAGCAUUGAAUAUACAUAAAAAAUUACUUUCAUAAAUUUCCAAUGAAGAAAAAAGAAAAGAAAAAUAGAAAAUCAAGGUAAAACUGUAUAAAGUAGUUUAAAAAAAUAUUUAUUUUGUAAAAAGGAAAACUAUUUCAGAAUCAAUGACAAAAUUUAUUUGAAUUUUGAUUUUAUUCAAAAGUUGGAAGUGACUAACAUUGAGAGUGAUGAUAAGUUAGUAAAAACAAAAAAUAAUAAUACAAUUAAAUAUGUCUAUUAAAUCUCAAUUCAAUUAUGUAUAGAUGUCUUGUGCUUAUCUUUUUAAAAUUAACCAUACAAAUUAAAGAACACAAAUUCCUUUUAACAGAACUUUUAUGUUUUGUUAAAAUCAAAACAAAAUCUCCUAACUCAAUGUUUGUUACUUCCAUAAUUUUUGUAUUGUUAUAAAUUUACACUUUAAGUACCUAUAAAUAAAUAAAAGUAAAUUUUGACAUACAAAUUAUAACAAUACCUGCAGAGUUCAUUAUAAAAUAAUUAAAAAAGAUUUUAAACAAAAUACCAAUUCGUUAACGUUAUCCUAGAAAAAAUAUUUCCUUUAUUUUCAAAAAGUAAAAACUAAUUAAAUCCA